This is a messenger RNA of Boeremia exigua, 1008 nucleotides long. RefSeq lists its product as uncharacterized. The transcript has 2 exons. The record is from RefSeq and is a predicted model, not a curated record. The annotation marks the transcript as partial. NCBI's taxonomy places the organism in Eukaryota, Fungi, Ascomycota, Dothideomycetes, Pleosporales, Didymellaceae.
UCCCUCUCAGCAACCGUAACGGCACUGGCCCUCCUGGCAACCACCAUCAAUGGUCUCCCCACCAAGCAAAAGCCUACCUACACUCCCGCCACCAACCUUGACAACCUCGCCAAACUCAUGCCCAAGAGCGCUCUCCCCGCCCCCGACGGCCUGACUCUCAAAUACGUCGUCCUCGGCAUCGGCACGCAGAACUACACUUGCGGAGACGACGAGUCCGCCGCCCCAGGCACCACCGGCGCCACUGCUGCUCUCUACGACAUCGGCACCCCCCUCUCGACCUCCCCCUUCGCGCGCUGGACCCUGCCCUCCAUCUCCCCGCUCGCGCUCUCACUGUCCUCGCGCCCCUCCGCAUUCACCCAGAACCUGCAGUCCUUGGGCUACUCCCACCUGAUCGGGCACCACUUCUUCGCAGGCGCAUCCCCCGUCUUCGCACUCGACCAACUCGCCUCCCCGUACCCGUUCACGGCGCUCGGGAAAGUCGCCGAGACCGAUGCGCCCGCGGCGUCGUGCCCGGGCACCAAGGGCGAGGGCGCGAUCAAGUGGCUGCUGCUGAAGGACGCAAAGGGGCUUAGCCGCGGCGGCAUCGACACGGUGUACAGGAUCGAGACGGCGGGGGGCAACAAGCCGGCGACGUGCACGGGGAAGGGGGGCAAGGCGUUUGAGGUCGCGUAUAGUGCGCAGUGUAAGUGGUGUCCUCCUCCUGGACUAGCGAUUGGCGUGCUGACCUGAGUGUAGACUGGAUCUUCGGGCCCAAGACUGGGUACUAGAGCAGCACGCAUGGCUGCCGCGCGUGUCUGUGUUGCUGGCCCCGUGCCUUGUUACGCCGGCGCUUGCACGCUUCUACUGCGUCGCGUCCGCGAUGACUGCACUGCGUACCACUCGCUCUUCGUUUCUUCCCACUGUUUUUUAGUUCGCAGUUCUUCGCUUCUCUGUACCUACUUGUGCGAUACCCUUAGUCGCCCGCGCGGCGCAUAAUACGUAAAGCGGAGGACCCUAUAAUCUCGCGAU